UAUACUAUUACUAUGUAUAAAAUUUCUGGAGCUGCCCUCGUUUUAUGACUCCUUUGGAGUUGCUGUUUUCCAUUUCUCCUCCGAAACCGAGAAGGAAAAUAUUCCCUAAAAUGGAGGCAACUCCCUGGUUGAACUUGGGAGUCCUGGUUGUGGUCCUCUGUGUGCUUGCAGCGAAGUUUACAUUCCGCAGACUUGGCAACCGCAAGAACCUCCCACCUACUCCACCAGCUCGUCCGAUCAUCGGUCACCUCCAUUUGCUCAAGCAACCAGUUCACCAAACUCUACAUGAACUGUCCCUGAGAUAUGGUGACAUUUUAUUUCUCCGGUAUGGGACUCGCAGAGUCCUAGUGAUCUCCUCACCAUCUGCAGUUGAAGAGUGCUUUACCAAAAACGAUGUCAUCUUUGCGAACCGUCCUCUCUCUCUUGCUGGGAAGCAUCUCAAUUACAACUCUUCGACUAUGGGUUUCUCAUCCUACGGCGACCACUGGCGCAAUCUCAGGCGCCUCACGACUAUAGAGCUCUUCUCUUCUAGCCGUGUCGCAAUGUUUUCUGGUAUUCGAGCAGAGGAGGUUCAGUUGUUAAUCAAACAACUAUUUCAGGACUCGAGAAGAGAGUCAGCUACGGUGGCUCUGACAUCAAAGUUCUUGGAGCUCACUUUCAAUAACGUUAUGAGGAUGAUUGCCGGAAAACGUUAUUAUGGGAAAGUUGUAAGGGAUGAAGAAGGAGAACUGUUGCAGGAGAUCAUUAAAGAAAUGGAGGCACUUCGUGGAAGCUCAAAUCUAAAUGAUUACUUUCCAGUACUACAGUGGGUGGAUUACCAAGGAGUGGAGAAAAAGAUGAUGAGAUUGAUGAAGAAGAUGGACAGAUUCUUGCAGGACCUCAUUGAAGAGCACCGGAAAGCAAGAAGCGACUCAUCUUCAUCUUCAUCAGAGAAUCUGUCUGAUGCAUGCAAACAGAAGAAGGACACGACUUUGAUUGAUGUUAUGUUGUCGCUCAAAGAGACAGAACCAGAAUUCUAUACUGAUCAAACCAUCAAAGGAGUAAUACAUUCAGCACUUACUGCAGGAUCUCAAACUUCAGCAGCUACUCUAGAAUGGGCGAUGUCACUUCUCCUGACUCACCCAGAAGCACUGCAUAAGGCUUUUGUAGAAAUUGAAGCCGUUGUUGGACUAGAUCACCUAAUCGAUGAAACUGAUGUAUCAAAACUAAGUUACCUACAAAACAUAAUUAACGAGACAUUUCGACUCUUUCCACCGGCGCCGCUGCUAUUACCACACGAAUCAUCGGCAGACUGCACAGUUUGUGGGUUCCAUGUGCCGCGGGGGACGAUGUUACUGGUCAACAUAUGGAGCAUGAACAGAAACCGCAAGCUUUGGGAGGAUCCAACGAAAUUCAUGCCAGAGAGAUUUGAAGGUGGAGAAGGAGAAGGGUAUAAGCUGCUUCCAUUUGGUGCUGGAAGGCGGGCGUGUCCAGGGGCUGGUCUGGCCAAGCGAGUGAUAGGUCUCACAUUGGGUUGCUUGAUUCAGUCGUUUGAGUGGGAAAGAUUCGGCAAAGAAGAGAUCAACAUGAAAGAGGGAACUGGGCUCACCAUGCCCAGAGCUGUUCCUUUGGAAGCAAAGUGCAGACCUCGCAAAGCCAUGAUCGGCCUACUCUCCUCCUUAUGAAGCGCUGCAGCGCACGAAGCUGUAGGUUUGUUUCUUCUCGCAUGGUUUCUUUCUUUCUGUGAAAUUCGAUCAACUAUAAAAUUAUAGUUUUAUUAAAUAUU
Messenger RNA from Manihot esculenta (cassava), 1765 nucleotides. RefSeq names its product cytochrome P450 81Q32. NCBI's taxonomy places the organism in Eukaryota, Viridiplantae, Streptophyta, Magnoliopsida, Malpighiales, Euphorbiaceae. Gene Ontology annotation, molecular function: iron ion binding; monooxygenase activity; heme binding. The record is from RefSeq and is a predicted model, not a curated record. Bases 45 to 1664 code for a protein of 539 amino acids. The transcript has 2 exons.